Molecule: messenger RNA, 1598 nt
Organism: Exophiala mesophila
Lineage: Eukaryota; Fungi; Ascomycota; Eurotiomycetes; Chaetothyriales; Herpotrichiellaceae
Product: diphosphomevalonate decarboxylase
Exons: 2
Coding region: 120-1313 (397 amino acids)
Biological process (GO): isoprenoid biosynthetic process; isopentenyl diphosphate biosynthetic process, mevalonate pathway
Cellular component (GO): cytosol
Molecular function (GO): ATP binding; diphosphomevalonate decarboxylase activity
Source: RefSeq, a predicted model, not a curated record
CCGCAGGGAAUAUCAGGCGGUGUAGUAAACAAGAACGUAUCAAGUCCCCAACUAUCACCCAUCUACACGCCCAGAUACAGUCUCCAUUUGUCGUGUGGUCUUGCCUGACACUUCUCACCAUGUCGGCAGACUCCCAGAUCUACCGGGCUAGCACCACUGCCCCUGUCAACAUUGCUGUCAUCAAGUACUGGGGCAAGCGUGAUACAGCUCUCAACCUUCCUACAAACUCUUCUCUAUCCGUUACUCUAUCGCAAAAAUCCCUCCGAACCCAUACUACAGCGUCCGCCUCUUCUUCCUAUUCUGGGCAGGACUCCUUGAUCCUCAACGGGGAGGAAGAAGAUAUCCAGUCUUCUAAACGUACCCAAGCAUGUCUGAAACACCUGCGAUCACUUCGAGCCGAGCUUGAAGACAAGGAUUCCUCGCUCCCUAAACUCUCCAGCUUCCCUCUUCGACUAGUCUCAUCCAACAACUUUCCUACUGCUGCCGGACUGGCAUCUUCGGCCGCUGGGUUUGCCGCACUGGUCAGGGCAAUUGCAGAUCUCUAUGAAUUACCACAAUCGCCUGAACAACUGUCAUUGAUUGCAAGACAAGGGUCCGGGUCUGCAUGUCGAAGUCUGCAGGGAGGAUUUGUAGCUUGGAGAGCAGGGACAGAGGCCGAUGGAAGCGACAGCAAAUCCCAAGAAGUUGCACCCGUCGAGCACUGGCCUACGAUGAGAGCUCUAAUUCUCGUGGUCAGUGCCGAGAAGAAGGGCGUCCCCUCCACGGCAGGAAUGCAAACCACGGUCGAGACAUCAACUCUAGCACCAGCUAGAUUCACCGAGAUCGUCCCUCGAAGAAUGAAGGAGAUUGAAAAGGCGAUCCAGGAGAAAGACUUUGAGACGUUUGGACGAAUCACCAUGCAAGACUCGAAUUCUUUCCAUGCCAUUUGUCUCGACUCUUGGCCUCCGAUUCAUUACCUGAAUGACGUGUCGAGAGCGGCGAUGAAUGCGGUGGAAACGGCCAACCGGAAGGCAGGGAAGAUUAUUGCCGCCUACACCUUUGAUGCGGGCCCUAACGCUGUCAUCUAUUACGAGAAGGAGAAUGCCCACCUUGUGGCUGGGGUGUUCAAGAACGUGCUUGCACGGGUCAGCGGAUGGGAGGGCGAGUUCAGUGACGAGAUCCGACCCAACGAGUACGGUUCAUUGGAACAAAAGACAUUGAUGACGCUCAAGUCAGGUGUAAGUCGAGUCAUCUGUACUGGAAUCGGAGGAGGUCCAGAAAAGAUCGACCGCCAUUUGGUAGAUGAACAUGGACAACCUGUUUCAUCAGAGUAAGAGAUGGGAUAGUCCAGACAUGUGCGUAUCUAGGGAAAUGCCAAACACAAAUCCACGGGACAGACUAUUCUGGUAUCGCGUCCGGCGCCCGAAAUUUGUGAUAAGACCCUUGUGCAGUACGCGUAGUAGUGGAUGAUUUUCAUUCUAAAGUAUGCAAGUUUAUGCAGGACAAGGUGGAUCGAGUCAAGUCGAGUCGAUGGCGUCGUCAUCGACGUUUACAGACAAGAGAGAUUUGGCAACGGGUUAAUUGUGUGUAAUCAAAAAUCACUAAAGGAUGGAGCGAGG